Rhincodon typus (whale shark) is the source of this 3699-nucleotide messenger RNA. It is a transcript of the gene tyro3, whose product is annotated as TYRO3 protein tyrosine kinase. NCBI's taxonomy places the organism in Eukaryota, Metazoa, Chordata, Chondrichthyes, Orectolobiformes, Rhincodontidae. The record is from RefSeq and is a predicted model, not a curated record. Gene Ontology annotation, cellular component: signaling receptor complex. Gene Ontology annotation, biological process: protein phosphorylation; cell migration; cell surface receptor protein tyrosine kinase signaling pathway. Gene Ontology annotation, molecular function: ATP binding; transmembrane receptor protein tyrosine kinase activity. The coding region runs from base 248 to 2464 and encodes 738 amino acids. The transcript is spliced from 17 exons.
GUGCAGUAAGCUGCCUGAAGCAGCAACAGCAGCGUUACCUCGCCGUGAAGCUGUGCCUGUCCCCGCUCUGGGAUCUCCCUGUGCAGUAAAGGCAGCAUUAACCCCCCUCCCUCCAUCCCCACUCCCACACACAGGAGCUGGCUACAUCCCCUCCCCACUCUCCUCCUCCAGCCUCCUCCCCCCACCUGGACGGCACCUCUUCCUCUCCUCGGUGCAUCAUCUGAAAGCCGGGGCUCCACUGUUCUGCAUGACUCCGGGAUCGAGCCUCACCAUCGCCCUCCUGCUCCCGCUCACCUGCGGGUUGGAGUUUGUGGUCAACCCCGCCAACCUGACCGUCUCCCUGGGCCUGAAUGCUCAAAUGGGAUGUCGGCUGCAGGGGUUCUUGGGACAGCCCACCAUCGGCUGGGUGAAGGACGGCCAAGAGUUGCAGAGCGCGGAGUUCAUGAGCGUUCACGUCGGCGAGGACGAGUUUCUCAGCAACAUCAGGUUGGUGGAUGUGCAGCAGACAGACAUGGGCUGGUAUUGGUGCGUAGCCACAGUGAAUGGCUCUCACACUAACUCGAAAAAGGCGUUUCUGGCUGUCGAAGGUCUACCGUACAUCACAGUGCAACCUCAGGACAGGAUCGUUUUUAAAAAUACGCCCUUCAACUUGACAUGUGCUGCUAUUGGAAGGCCAGAACCGACCGAGAUUGUGUGGAAGAUGGGGGAGGUGUUAGUUGAAGGAACAGGGAAGGAAUCUCCUUCUGUGCUGACACUUAAAGGAAUUGACAGACCGACCACCUUCACUUGUGAGGCACGCAACUCAAAGGGAGUCGCUGUUUCCAGGACAGCGAGCGUCAAAGUCAAAGUCCUGCCAGCCAAGCCGGAUAGGGUGAGCAUCGCCAACGAGACUGCCAACAACGCCACCGUCAGUUGGACUGCCGCCUUCGAUGGCUUCUCGAAGCCGCAGAACUGCACAGCUCAGUCGAGACGGGAUCCCGAUGCAGCCGAGGUGAAGCUGCGUUUGUCGCUUCCUGAGCAUCGGCACCCACAUUCUCCUGACUCCGAGCCUGCAAAGUGUGGGCCAGAAAUGCCAGAGCGAAGGACCUCCUGGGCCCCUGUGAUAAUUGGAGUCCUCUGUGCCGCCUUAACUCUGAUCAGUGUGCUGCUGGUCGUGUACCACAUCCGCAGAAAGGAAAUGCAGUUUGGAGAGGCCUUUGGCCCUAUUUCGGAUGGAGUGGGCCAGAUGGUACAAUACAGGGCAGGAAGAGUCUACAACCGCAGAGGGGCAGAACGCAUCGAAGCGACUUUCGACACUUUGGGAAUCAGCGACGCUUUGAAGCAGAAGCUGGAAGAUAUUUUCAUUCAUGAGCGACAGCUGGAGCUGGGGCGCACGCUGGGUAGAGGGGAGUUCGGCUCGGUCAAGGAGGCUUACUUAAAGAUGGAAGACGGGUCCUCUCAAAGGUUGGCUGUGAAAAUGCUAAAAACUGAAAUCAAUGCAUCUGGAGAUAUUGAGGAGUUCCUGCGAGAGGCAGCCUGCAUGAAGGAAUUCAACCACCCCAAUGUCAUUAAGGUGAUUGGGGUGAGCCUCCAGAGUCGAGCCCAUCGCCGGCUUCCAGUCCCCAUGGUUUUGCUGCCCUUCAUGAAACAUGGAGACCUUCGUACCUAUCUGGUACUGUCCCGGCUUGGAGACCAGCCAGUGGACAUUUCAACACCAACUCUCCUGAACUUUAUGAUUGACAUUGUGAAAGGGAUGGAGUACCUCAGCAGCAAGAACUUUGUCCACAGGGAUCUGGCUACACGCAACUGCAUGCUGGACCAAGACAUGCGCGUGUGUGUGGCAGACUUUGGCUUAUCCCGCAAGCUGUAUAGUGGUGAUUACUAUAGGCAAGGCAGCGCCAGCAAGCUACCCGUUAAAUGGAUCGCACUGGAGAGUUUGGCAGACAACGUGUACACGGUUCACAGCGAUGUGUGGUCAUUUGGAGUCACCAUGUGGGAGAUUGCAGCAAGAGGUCAGACCCCAUACCCAGGGGUUGAGAAUGCAGAGAUUUACGAGUACCUCAUCCGAGGGCACAGGCUGAAGCAGCCCCCAGAUUGCACUGACGAACUGUACAAGCUCAUGCACAAGUGUUGGCACACCGACCCCAAGCUCAGGCCCUCCUUUGAAUCUUUGAGGACGUCGCUGGAAGGCCUCUUACAGGGCCUUUCUACCGCCACAGAGACAGAGCAGCAUCUCUACAUGAACUUACAGGAAGGGGCAGGGGCUACUGCCUCGAAUCAAGGCCACAGCAUGGCCUGCUGGGAAAUGGAUGGUCAAGGUGCGGACAAUAUGGAGGUCUUGGCUAUUUCAGACACUGCUGACUAUCGCUAUGUGACUGCUCCUCUGGGUUUUAUGGAAGACGGAACAGAGGAGACCUCGGCAAAUGAAUCGGAGGAUCCGGUACAGGACGGACAACUGGAAGAUGAAGUCACGAUAAAUCUUUAGCAACGGGAAAUUUAAAUACUGAGCAGUGCAAUAAUGAAACUGAGGGGGAUCCUCUCAGCUGUGCCUUGGUACCACACACGGGUCGAACACUUGUUGGUUACCACUCUCGCUGGGAUCCAGAUCCAAAAAAGACCUUUGAGAUUUCAACAAGAACUGAAGCAAACAGUUUAUUUAUAUCUCUUUGAAGAUCAAAUGUCACUUACUGGACAGAUUUCCAUGCAUUUUUGUUUGAUCUGAAUUGAAACUAGAAGUUUCUUUUUUUCAAAUUGUUCUCAUUGGGCAGGCCGACUUGAUUAAAGGUGCAAUGAUUUUAGAUGUUGGCUCGAUUGACGAGUCAGACUGUAGAAAAGAGCGAUUGUUAAGCAAAACCAAAAGAGAUUUGCAUUUAUGUCGCACUUUUCUCAACCAUUGGGUGUCUCAAAGUGCUUCGCAAGUGUGAAGCACUUUUGAACUGUUGUAAUGUAGGGUAUGUGAUGGCACAGUAAGCUCCCACAAGCAGCAAUAAUCGUUUUUUUUGUGAGUUUGAGGGAAUAAUAUUGGCCAGGAUCCCAGGUUUGGAAUCAUUUACAUCCACCCAAGCGGGCAGCUGGGAUCUUGGUUUCAUGUCUCAUCCGAAAAGCUCCGACUGUGCAGCACUCCCUUGGUACUAUGCUGGAGUGUCACCCUGGAUUCUUGCAUUCAGCACUGGCGUUGAAACUUGAACCUGUGAUCUCGUGAUUCAAAGGCAGGAGUACGACCAACUGAGACACUAACAGCUGACGCUAGGGAAAGACUGACUUCAAUUUUGAACCUCACAGCCACUGAGUACUGUGGCGCAGAGCAAGGUGCCACAAAAGGCAGUGCAACCAUAUCUAGAUUAUUUGUCCUCUUCAUUUAGAGAUUUAUGUCAGCCAGAGUUUUUUUGAAUAAUGCCAUGAGGUCCUUUGUGUUCGCUUGAAACGGGGCCUCGUACUAACAUCUUGUUCAAAAGAUAGUACCCCUGACAAUGCAGCACUCGCUGAAGUAUCAGCCUAGACUUUGUGUUUUGAACCACAUCUGUCUUUCCAACUCAGCUGUCCUCUGAGCGUCAAAUGACAUCAUUGCGUUAAUAUGCACUCCCUUGUACCUUCGUGCAGCUGUGUUAAACUGUGUUGUUUCAACCCAUAGAUGAUACAUGUGAAUCUGUCUGUGCGGAGUUUGCAAUUUCUACCCGUGUCUACAUGUGGGUUUGCUGUGGGUGCUCUGGUUUCCUCCUA